This is a messenger RNA of Exophiala spinifera, 1677 nucleotides long. RefSeq lists its product as uncharacterized. Bases 1 to 1677 code for a protein of 558 amino acids. Gene Ontology annotation, biological process: DNA-templated transcription. Lineage: Eukaryota; Fungi; Ascomycota; Eurotiomycetes; Chaetothyriales; Herpotrichiellaceae. Gene Ontology annotation, molecular function: DNA binding; zinc ion binding. The transcript is spliced from 2 exons. The record is from RefSeq and is a predicted model, not a curated record.
AUGCCGUCGAAGUUGUCGGCUGUCCAUGCAGCGUUGGGAAUCGAAUUGCCGGCUGAACGUACCGCCAACGUUCGGCAGCCACUGCAGGCGCCGAGACAUGUUGUGCAAUCCAGCAAGGGGCGCCAUCUACAUCUGCCCGAACCUGCCGAAUUUGAAGGCCUGCUUCAGGUCUAUUGGUCGGAGCACAACCCAUUCUUUCCCUGCAUGAAUCGAACCGACUUCCAACUCGCGAUCCACCGAUGGCUUUCGGCUGCAGGCUAUGGUCCGUCGAGCACCACUGUUCAGAUCUUGCCAAAGACAAUGAUACUCGCCGCCAAUCUCUGUAUGGUGCUGGCAAUCGCCGAGUUUGUGGACCCGCAAAGGGUGCGGAAGAUGUCAGGGUCGUCGGUGGGCCAGUGGGUUUCGGGAAAGCAGUUGCACGAGACUGGUUCGGCCAUACUUAAGCACUGCGAGCCGCCAUCGCAUGAGCAGGAAAUCGAUGCCAUACGCUUCCACAUCUUAGAAGCCAUGUACCUCGUCUAUGUGGAACGACUAAGACAGGCUUCGGCGGCCAUUGGGGUUGCCGUACAGUUGACGUUCCGCACUGGGCUCCACGACCAGUCGUCUUGGACUGAUUUAGCUCCAACGGCUGUCGACUCACGCCGGAUCCUUUUCUGGUGCGUUUAUUACAUGGACCGUCGGAUCUCGGAGAAAACUGGCCAGCCGUAUCUGCUCCGGGACGAGGAAGUGGGCGUGGCAGAGAUAUAUAAACCUGGAAGCCAUGAGCCUUCCGUACUCAUCAACGGAGAUAGUGAAUCAGUGGCGUUCAACACGGCAAUGUGCCACUAUCUCCAGCACAUCAUUGACUGGGCACACCUCUGGACCGACAUCUGGGACACCUUGUUUAGUAUCCGGGCACAGAAGCUUGUCGGGGAUGUUGGUCAUCACAGUAGAUCCAUCGACCACCGAAUCGAUCGAAUGCUCGGACAACUUCCACACGAGCUCCAAUGGCAAAGGGAGCAGCACCGAUCAAACCCGAGUCGGCAGGAGGGCGAGCGUCAAGCGCGGUUUGCUCUACUAGCCUACACUCGCCUCAACACCGCCCAGCUACUACUUCACCACAACCCAUUCUCCCGGGUCCGGGCGAGCUCGAAUACUCUUGACCUCCGCCUCAAGAAGGCCGUGGAGAUGGUGAAUGCCAUUGUUCUGCAUCUGGAGACAUUCGACACCUACAGUCAGCUCGGCCAGUGGGCUUGUGCGGUCCUGGUCGAGUGCAUCUAUCACAUCGUGCCAGUGGUGGCGAGCAACAUCAGCGACAGCGAUCGGAACAAGGCCGUGUCCGCACUGCACUCUAUCAAAGCUUUGAUGGAGAAUUUGUCGACUUCGCAAGGGUCGGCGCGUCGGGCACAGCGGGCACUGAAACGCGUCUUUAGCGUCGUGGAGCGCGGUGACAACGAGCACUUGAAUGAUAGCACAGCCUCUGCACAAAAAAAGAGCUCGGCCCCUCACCUACAAGUGAGUGACGGUGCAGAAAGGUCAAUGUGCUCUGCAGCCUUACCCGAAUCGCCCUUGAGCCCAUGGAAUAUCUGGUCGGACUGGGACUUUUCGUCCCAGAUGGACAGCUUCUUUCGCCUAGACGAAGAAGCUGGGGCAAGGGAUCAGUCAUUUUCCCCGUUGAUAUUCACUAGUCUGGACUAA